Messenger RNA from Daucus carota subsp. sativus, 471 nucleotides. RefSeq lists its product as uncharacterized. The record is from RefSeq and is a predicted model, not a curated record. The transcript is spliced from 3 exons. Lineage: Eukaryota; Viridiplantae; Streptophyta; Magnoliopsida; Apiales; Apiaceae. The coding region runs from base 101 to 370 and encodes 89 amino acids.
GCUAAUAGGCCGAGUAGUUGAAGUGUAUAUUAGAAGUUAUAUAAACCUAUUAAUAGAUAUUAAUACUCAUUAACAGAGAGAUGCAGAGAAGUUGAGGAAGAUGGAAGGAAAAGAAGAAGAUUACGAGGUUGAAGGAAAGAAGCAAGCUGCUGCAGAUGUUCUAUAUAAUUAUUCAUCGUUUGCCAUGACAUGUAUUGGAAAUCAGGUGCGACCUUGUGACUUGAGGAUGCAUCUAAUGAAGGAGAUCUCUGGCAUGCAGACUUCUCUGAAGGAGUCCUCGCAAAAGCCUGGUUCACCUAAAGCAGGAACUGCAUCAAGCUCAGGCAUGCAACUUGAUAAAAAUGAGACUUUUCGAGCACUAUUAGCUUGAAUUUUGUACACUAAGGAGGAUUGGCAUAUUAUAGUGUGCUGUUGAUGUAAUAGUAAAACCCUCCAUAGCCCAAGAUACAGUUUCCUGUGCAGUAUAACCAA